ACUUAUAAAUAAAUCCCUAAUGGGCAAUUUUUUUACCCCAUCAGAACCCAAAAUAUAAACUUGUUUUACUCCUUUGUUUUCAAACAAAGUAAUUGUAAACAAACACUGUAUAGCCUCAAAACAUGGUUAAAACUAUAAUCUCAUGGCUGGUCAGUCCUUGCAUCCAUAGCUCUGUCUAUGAAUUUGAGAGUAGCUACAUUUCUCCAGCCCCAUCCUUCAGCAAUUAACACUAUUUAGACUUCAUCACUGGAGAAGUCCCUACCUCAGACCUGGAUGUACAUGAGAUCGGUGUAUCUGGCCAUAGGGCCAUUACAAUGUCUGUGAGUACUCCUGCACUUCAGCUCUGCCAUAAGCACACUAUUAAAUUAAAAAACAAGUCCCUUGACACGUCCGUCUUCCAGGAGUUUGUUUGCCCUGCCCUACAAGCUGACUGUCAUGAGUCUGAUAUCCCUGUUGAGAUAGAUGGUUGACCUGUAUAACAGCACUCUAAGGAACACCUUAAACAGCCUUUCCCUUGAAAAAGUAUCCUUCCAAAUAUCCUUCCAACGGUUCACAGAGGAGCUGCUUAGCAUGAAGACCCAUGGCCACAAGGGAGAGCGUCUGUGGAGAUGUGCUGGCCUAAUUGUCCAUCUACUGGUCUAUAAAGACUACCAGGCUUGUUAUUUAAAAGCAUUAAAAGCAGCCCACUCCACCUUCUACUCUGACAACGACCGAGGAAAUCGUAAGACUUUGUUUUCCACCAUCAGUCGUCUUCUCCAUCCUACAGACUCUGGCCCUCCCACAGCAACUACUGAACAAUGCAACAGAUUUUCUGAGUUCUUUAAGGCUAAAAUCAACACCACCCGAGUGAACAUUGUAUCCUCCAACUCUAACCCCACUCUGACUCCUCCUUCUUUUAGACCUUAGUACUGCUUUCGACACAGUAGAUCACACAUUCUACUGCAGCGCCUCAGAGAGCACACUGCCGUCUGUGGGACUGCCAUAAACUCUAAUUAAUUCGCCGAAUACAACAGGGAAAAGCUUAUUUACAAGCCCUUAAUUAAGGAUCGGACCCUUUUUUUUUUUUUUCGCCAAAAAUUAUAUACCCAAAUCUAACUGCCUGUAGCUCAGGACCUGAAGCAAGGGGGCAGACAUAGCAGGGGUUCAAAUUGUAGAACCCAGUUCCUACAUUUUAAUAUAAAAAUAGAUUUUAUUUUAUAAAACUAUGCUACAUUUUAACUCUGGGACCCUCAGGAUGACAAAUCAGAGCAAUAUUGCUGAAUACUGAAGACCUUGGGUUGUAUGACUCUGGAUGAUCUAGCCCAGUUUGACAGCCAGUUGCAGCUCUCUCUUGCUGCGUGGGGAUACUACUACGAAGACUACAUCAAGCUGUCCACAGGCGUCAAGGUUCUCCAGGCCUCUAGGGGAAGCCGCGACCAGGACUACGAGAUCCAACUCGUGCACAGCCUUGCUGAAAGGCGCCUAAAUGAGAAGUGGUCUAUCGCGGGAGCUUUUAUAUUUGGCUGUACUGUGGCACUGUGCUUUCUGAUAAGGGACCUCAUGUUUUACGUGAUUGGUGGAAUUACUGUUUCCAUCAUAGCGUUUGUCUUUACCAUCAAGUUCCUAUGUGAGCUUGCUGCACGGGUGGUUAGCUUCCUGCAGAAUGAGGACCCCGGGAGAAGGGGCGACCGCAGCAUCUACGACUAUGUACGAGGGAACUACCUGGACCCGCGCUCCUGCAAGGUGUCCUGGGAUUGGAAGGACCCACAGGAAGUGGGCCAGACUAUGAGCUUCCGUGUUCAGCUCUUCUACAAGAACGGCCAGCCCUUCCCUGCCCACCGACCCGUGGGGUUAAGGGUCAACAUCACUCACAUAGAGCUGGCCCUAGACAUCCCCAUCACCCAGGAGGUUCUGCAGGAGCCAGAGUCCAAUGUGGUCAAAGUGGCCUUCACUGUCCGCAAGGCCGGACGCUAUGAGGUAGCUGUCAAACUGGGAGGACUCAACGUGGCCUACAGCCCUUACUACAAGAUAUUCAAGCCAGGGACAGUGGACCCGUCCAAAACGAAGAUAGCCUACCACUUCUCCACACUGGUCUUAGUAUAUGGCCAGCAGCAUACCCUGCAGAUCGAGCCUCGGGACGAGUAUUGCAACCCCACCAGUAACUCCACCUCACUGAUAGACGAAGUCAACUACAGCGUCCACGUCCACUCGCUGGGCACGGUGGAUGACGACAGCCUGGAGGAGUACUACAGUAAGUCAGUGACGUCCAACAAGCAGCUGUGCCAGGUACUGCUGAAGAUCACCCUUAGGAAGAAGGGCUGUUUCCAGGCACGCAUCUCCUAUAACGACCUGCCCCUCAGCAACGGAGAGUUCCACAUCAUUGUUCUCAGUGAGAAUGAGAAGAACUGUGUGGAGAAGAACGUGUCCACCACAGGGAUCAGCAUCUACUUUGAGGCGUACCUGUACGGCUCAGGGAACUACAGUAACUACAGUAACUCCUCGUGGCAACUCCCAGCCUCGGCUCUGAUGGCCCCUCAGAGACGGCCCUCCAUGGGGGACGAGGAGGACGAGCAUGACUCCCCUGUAGAGGGACAGCCGGAGAAGGUCAAGAAACCAAAAAAGGUCUACUGCUACAUAUCGCCAAAGCAACUGUCAGUGAAGGAGUUUUACCUGAAAAUCAUUCCAUGGCGCCUUUUCACCUUUCGAGUUUGCCCAGGGACAAAGUUCACAUACUAUGGCCCUGACCCCGUUCACAAGUACUUGACUCUUGUAGUGGAUGAUGGGAUCCAGCCGCCAGUGGAGCUGAGCUGUAAAGACAGAAACAUCAUGGCUGCCACCUUCAUCCGUUUCCUGCACAAGAAUAUCGGUGGCUCGGAGACAUUCCAGGACAAGGUGAGCUUCUUCCAGAGGGAGCUCAGACACAUCCACUCCAAGAGGCCUCGCACCAAGACCUGCCUGAAGAUCACACGCCACUGCAUCCUGGACUCUUCUCUGAAAUCCACCCGGAACUUCUCUGUGUCAGAUUGGAGUAAGAACUUUGAGGUGGUGUUCCAGGAUGAGGAAGCUCUGGACUGGGGAGGGCCGCGAAGGGAGUGGUUUGAGCUCGUCUGUAAGACCCUGUUUGACACCACCAAUCAGCUGUUCACUCGCUUCAGUGACGACAACCAGGGCCUGGUCCACCCCAACGCUGAGCGGCCGGUCCACCUGCGUCUGAAGAUGUAUGAGUUUGCGGGGCGCGUGGUGGGGAAGUGCCUGUACGAGUCAGCCCUGGGCGGGGCCUACAAGCAGCUGGUCCGCGCUCGCUUCACCCGCUCCUUCCUGGCCCAGCUCAUCGGACUCAGGAUGAACUACAAGUACUUUGAGACGGAUGAUCAGGAGUUCUACAAAACGAAAGUCUGCUUCAUCCUAAACAAUGAUGUCAGUGAAAUGGACCUGGUGUUUGCUGAGGAGAAGUACAAGUCAGGACAGCUGGAGAAGGUGGUGGAGCUGAUAUCUGGAGGAGCUCAGAUUGCUGUCAACAAUGAGAACAAGAUGCAUUAUCUGAACCUGCUGGCCCAGUACAGGCUCGCCAGUCAGGUGCGAGACGAGGUGGAGCACUUUCUCAAAGGUUUGAAUGAACUUGUCCCAGAGAACCUCCUGGCCAUAUUUGAUGAGAAUGAGCUGGAGCUGUUGAUGUGCGGUACGGGGGACAUCAAUGUCCAGGACUUCAAGGCCCAUGCUGUGGUUGUAGGAGGGUCGUGGCACUUCAGAGAGAAGGUGAUGAAGUGGUUCUGGGCCGUGGUGUCCAGCUUCACCCAGGAGGAGUUGGCUCGCCUGCUGCAGUUCACCACCGGCUCCUCCCAGCUGCCCCCUGGGGGCUUCAACACCCUCUGCCCCUCCUUCCAGAUCAUCGCUGCUCCCACACACAGCACCCUGCCCACCGCACACACCUGUUUUAACCAGCUUUGCCUCCCCACCUAUGACUCCUAUGAGGAGCUGCACAAGAUGCUGAAGCUGGCCAUCAGUGAGGGCAGUGAGGGCUUCGGCAUGCUCUGAGUGGCCCUAUCCCUGGAGCUCACCCCCAGACUCUGGUCACACUGUGGUCCUGCUCAUACAGCAGUGGGGUGCCAAUGACACCAGCGCCAACCAGGCCCCUGGUACGCCCGUUACCCGCUCCAUCCGCUUUGGACAAUGAACAUCCCUCCUCGACUCACACGGACUAUCCAUGAUCCUCUUUCAGUGGUAGGAAGUCCACAGGACCAGUUGGCUCUGGGACGUCUUCAGGUGUCUGCACUAUGUGUAUAUACUGUACAAUGUUUGCUUUUCUAAUGAAGAACAUGACCUAGUGUUAGAAAAGGCUGGGUAGUUUUAUUCUAGAUGUUAGAGUUGUUUAAUUUGAUGUUUUUGAGACAGAAUAUAGAGCUAGUUAAAGAGCCUAGUGAGCUUGGUGUUGUUUUGUUUUUUUGAAUUUUAUUUUGGAAAAAAGCUGAGGAACAUUUAAAUGCAAAAGCAGCCUACACAAAGUGUGGAGAAGCUGCACACCCCAUAGCACUUUGGCCUUACCUGAUCAGGGAAGGGUGUGUGUGUAUAUAGUGCGAAAAGUAUGAAAAUGUAUGUACUCAUACUUUAAGUCGCUCUGCUAAAUUAUUCAAAUGUAAAAUGUAUAUACAGUAUAUAUUAUAUCACUCUUUCAUUUCAAUAUGUGUACAUGCAUGUUAAAAGGUUGUCACGUUAUAGCAACAGUUGAGAUAUAUUUUCAAACAGAAGGGACUAAAGAUACUUGAUAGAUCUUUGAGGUCAUACUUUUUUAUUGGUGGGAGUUUAAUAUAUUACAGCUGAUUCAUAUUUUUUUUUAGUUAUCAUCGUUUCAAAUCGACAAUUGGCUUCAGUGUUCAAAUACAUUUCACCCAUACCGUUGAUGACUUGUUGAUGGCAAUGUUAUUUGUCUUGAGCCGUAACAGUUUUUGUUUUAAAACCUGCCUUAUUCAAGCCCUUUGCCUCUGACUUAAUCUGGAGAAGUGUGUAGUUAAAAGAAGCCUAGACUAGCAGAAGUAUAACAACAGUGAUAUUACUAUAAUAUUACUGUUGGUAGUUUUUGCAGUGGAAGUUUGACAUGGGAAUAUCAAUUGGAUGUUAACAUGUGAAGAGAUCGGAACUCAAGGUUAUCUUGAUAGCUGUCAUGUCUUGUGGUCUUGACUGUUGGUUUUCAUUCACCGCCUUGUCUGGGUUUACCUCUGAAUCUCAUCUAUGCAUCCCCUGUGUGUGUGUCCCUGUGUCCCUGCCCAUGGUUGUGUGAUCUGAUCUGCCUCCUUUCUAACUACUACCCAUAGUGUGCUGUCUCUGACUCCUACAACUUGGUAGAUAAGCCACCUGAGAAAGGGAUACUGAGACAGGAAACACAAGAUGAAUAUUUCUUCAGUGGUGGAAAAAGUACCCAAUUUUCAUACUUGAGUAAAAGUAAAGAUGCCUUAUUAGAAAAUUACUCAAGUAAAAGUCACCCAGUAAAAUUCCCCUUGAGUAAAAUCUAAAAAUAUUUGGUUUAAAAUAUGCUAAGUAUCAAAAGUAAAUGUAAUUGCUAAAAUAUACUUAAGUAUCAAAAGUAAAAGUGUAAAUAAUUUCAAAUUCCUUAUAUUAAGCUAAUCAGAUGGCACCAUUUUCUAGUUUUUUUAUUUACUUACGCAUGGCCAGGGGCCCACUCCAACAUUCAGACAUUAUUUACAAACGAAGCAUGUGUGUUUAGUGAGCACCAGAUCAGAGGCAGUAGGGAUGACCAGGGAUGUUCUCUGGAUAAGUGCGUGAAUUGGACCAUUUUCCUGUCCUGCUUAGCAUUCAAAACGUAACAAGUACUUUUGGGUGUCAAGGUAAAUGUAUGGAGUAAAAAGUACAAUAUUUUCUUAAUGUAGUGAAGUAAAAGUAGUCAAAAAUAUAAAUAGUAAAGUAAAGUACAGAUACCCCAUAUUACAGUGUGCAGCUAACCACAUGUACAGGCUAUUUAGGAAAGCCAACAUCUAGAACAUAGCACAGUAGCCUAAAGCAGACACAUUCUUAUGCAAUAUUAUUGUAUUCUUUGUGUUCACCUGAAUCUUUAGCCUCACAACUUACCACAAUGCAAACCCAUGGCGGGUUACGCUACUGUUAUUCAACUCUCCUAGCAUGUACAGCCACUAAGAGAUUUCCACUUAAUUAAACAUCACCUCACUCUUGUUGAACAGGAUACACAUAUCACUUCCCAAGCUCCUCGUACUAACAGAAUAACUUUACCUUAUUGGGAAGCUCUUAAGGGUGCUGGGAUUUUGUUAUUGCUGCUGGGGUUUACUGCACAUACCUCCCAGUCACUCAGAAUUUCUCUUUUGAGACACAGUGAGCUUUCAUCCUCCACUAGGAUUUGCCUAGGGCAAAGUCUUAAAGGGAUACUUCUGGAUUUUGGCAAUGAGGCUCUUUGUCUACUUUCCCAGAGUCAGAUGAACUCGUGGAUACCAUUUUAUGUCUCUGUCCAGUUAUAGGUAGUUUCCCGAGCCAAUGCUAACUAACGUUAGUGCAAUGACUGAAAGUCUAUGGGUAUUGAAAUGUUAGACUAAGCAGAUGACCUAGUCAACUAAAAUAGUAGCUGCUAUCCUUAUGGAGGCACAAGUCAGACACAAGACUUGACAGAAGUAGCAUUGCAUUGUACUAUAGGAAUCAAGAUGUUAAAUAUUCUUAUACAAACUAUGUGCAUUUACAAAAGUGUAAAAAGUUGAAAUGCAGUUCAGAUAAAGAUGAAGAUGUAAAAAGAAACAGCAGCUGUGAUUUUAAAGUUAUUAUUUAGAUAGUGUUUCACUCAUAAGCAGGUCCUGCUCUCCGUGUUUAAGAUUCCAGUUCAAGUGAUGGGGAAAGCUCAGUGGUUAGUGGGGUUUGGUUUUGGAUCGUUGUAAAUAUUGUGAAAUAGUUGCUUACAGCUUGGAGGUGAGAAUUUUUAUGUGUAAAAUAAAUGACAAAACUGUGGGCCAUCACUGAUGAUUGUCAGGGUUCCUGCUCUGCAGUCCCUUUAUUGUUAAUGGAAUUAAAACGUGAUGGAGAUUUUUA
Salvelinus fontinalis (brook trout) is the source of this 7020-nucleotide messenger RNA. RefSeq names its product apoptosis-resistant E3 ubiquitin protein ligase 1-like. Gene Ontology annotation, biological process: positive regulation of protein catabolic process; negative regulation of apoptotic process; proteasome-mediated ubiquitin-dependent protein catabolic process. Lineage: Eukaryota; Metazoa; Chordata; Actinopteri; Salmoniformes; Salmonidae. Bases 1282 to 4014 code for a protein of 910 amino acids. The transcript has 20 exons. Gene Ontology annotation, molecular function: ubiquitin-protein transferase activity. The record is from RefSeq and is a predicted model, not a curated record.